CUUAAUGCAAUUCCUAUCGUGAUUUCCUUGUUAGUUAUGGACGCGAUGAUUUGAGCUUUAGCUUAUGUCCAUAACAACAACUACACAAUUUAAAUAAUAAACGCUGUACAAUCGUUGUAAGUAGUACAUUAGUUCAUAGUCUUUUUAAGCAUGACGGCAAUUAACGAAAGUUCCCUACGGAAAAUUCUGUUUAAGAUUUAUAAGUACAGGGAUCUGACAACACGCGACAUAACAAACGUGACGUCGCACUAUAAAGAUCUUAAACCUGUGGUGGACAACUACGUGUUCAAUGAUGGCUCCACUAAAGAGCUGUUGAGUCUCACAGGAACGGUGCCAGUAAACUACCGAGGAAAUGUGUACAACAUUCCCAUCUGCCUGUGGUUUCUGGACACAUAUCCCUACAACCCUCCCAUCUGUUUUGUCAAACCCACAAGUGCCAUGAUGAUAAAAACAGGGAAACACGUUGAUGCCAAUGGAAAGAUUUACCUCCCAUACCUGCAUGAAUGGAAACCUCCCCAGUCUGAAUUGUUAGGACUGAUCCAGGUGAUGGUCGUAGUGUUUGGAGAAGAACCACCUGUUUUCUCACGGCCCACCACUCAGGCAACUUACCCAGCAUUUCCAGCAGCGGGCCCACCUAACACUUCUUACAUGCCAAGCACACCAGGGUUGCCUUAUGGUCAAGGUCACUCUGCCAAUCCAGGUGGAUUUCAGGGCUACCCUUAUCCUGCAGUAGGCUCUGGAUACCCCACUACCUCAGGCUCCUCUCUCUACACGCCAGUGUCUUCUGUCACUACAGUGGGACCCACCCGUGAUGGUACCAUUGGUGAGGACACAAUCCGUGCGUCUUUGGUGUCUGCAGUCAGUGACAAGUUGCGCAGGCGGAUGAAAGAAGAGAUGGAUCGAGCACAGGCAGAGCUGGAUGCACUGAAAAGGACAGAGGAGGACCUAAAGAGAGGCCACCAGAAGCUGGAGGAGAUGGUGACCAGACUAGACCUGGAGAUGGCUGAUGUGGACAAAAACACUGAUCUCCUUAAGCAGAAAGAUGAUGAGCUGACUGCUGCUCUGAAAAAAAUGGAAAACCAGUCUGAGAACAAUGAUAUUGAUGAUGUGAUUUUGCCCACCGCUCCUCUGUAUAAGCAGAUUCUGAACCUCUACGCUGAAGAAAACGCCAUAGAAGACACAAUCUUCUACUUGGGUGAAGCACUGCGCAGAGAUGUCAUUGACUUGGAUGUCUUUCUUAAGCAUGUGCGCCUACUCUCCAGAAAACAGUUCCAACUGAGAGCCCUGAUGCAGAAGGCCCGGAAAAUGGCAGGCCUCAGUGACCUGUACUGACCUGCCCAAAUAAAUCAUUCCCCCUCUCAGCUGUACACAUGCACUAUAUAGCAAGGACCCUACAUUUUAUCCAAGAACAGGAGGUUCAGGACCCUCCUUUUUAUAACAGUCUUUCUAAGUACUGUCCAGAAAGAUGUGAAAGGUAACAAAUAUACCCAGGACCAAAAUAUUCAAGUUUACAUUGAUAUCAUCAUUAUUAAAAACAACAAGUGCUUUGAAUAUAUCUCUAUUAUGUAAAAAAAUGAAGUGAGCUUUGAGGUUCUUCCUUUCACAGAAAGGAGAACAAUGGAAGGAAAUCAAACUUUUGUAAGAGAUAUUUUUGCUUAGGUAUGGAGUUUAGCAUAGCCUUGUUGCACUUUUUGUAACUUGUACCUCAUAUAUUCUUCUAAAGUGUCUUUUCAGAAAUAGGGUAAAAGGAAAGAAGUUUGAGAAUUGCAUUCAAUAUGCUCUACCUGAAUGUCUUAUUUUUAUGUCAUUUAUUCUCCUAAUUUGUACCUGUUUUGAAUAAUUCUCUUAAAAUCAGCACUUUGUUUUAUUUUUAGUAAAUCGAUCUUCUUAACAUCUCAGAAUCUAAUUAUAUCAUUAUGCUUUAUCAUUAUCAUUGUCCACUACCUAACACACCUUUGCAGUCCUGCUUGUGAUUUAUACAUGUUGUCAAUCAUAACAUUCUUAUUUACAGUUCUUAUGCAGUCAGUUUACAAGAAUGUGCUUGGUAUUCUUGCAGAUUUAAUGACUGAUUGAAUUUGUAUAUCUAUUUGAGAUGUGAUGCAUAAGCCCACAAAGUAUGAAGGGAACAUUUUCAUUUUUCUUAGUUUAUUGCUAGAUUGCUGGUUUAAUCAUGGAUGAAUUGUUUUUCUUAUAAUCAAGGGAAACAAGGGAAUAACAAAAUGAUUGUGCAUCUCUUGGAAGUAUAAGGGUAUUUAAAAAUAAAAAUCUGUAAUAAAAGCAACAAAAACUCUUAAA
Molecule: messenger RNA, 2295 nt
Organism: Cyprinus carpio (common carp)
Lineage: Eukaryota; Metazoa; Chordata; Actinopteri; Cypriniformes; Cyprinidae
Product: tumor susceptibility gene 101 protein
Biological process (GO): protein transport; protein modification process; endosome to lysosome transport
Cellular component (GO): ESCRT I complex
Molecular function (GO): ubiquitin binding
Source: RefSeq, a predicted model, not a curated record